AUGGAUUCCAUAGGCAUCCGAGAAGAGGCCUUCCCCGCAAGGAGCAGGCAGGAAACGGGGACAGUGAACGGCGUCCCAACAGAAGUCACUUCAGUCUCCUUCUCUGACAAGUUUGUAUUGACAAUCUCACAAGAUGGCAAGCUCUCACAAUGGAUCCAAGUGCCUCUGCAAGCUUCAUCAGGCGGUAUGGUCGACCUCAGCCUGCCUUCAAGUAGCCGGGGUCUGCUACCUUCGGUCCAUCUCACACCCAAGACGCUUCUCGGCGGUGGAGGUGAUGAGAGAGAAACUCUGGGACAGCUCUAUGCCGCACAGAUUGCCAGUCUCAUGUCCACGAGAGACCCUGAGGAUCGCAGGACGCUCGUUUUGGGACUGGGGCUCACCAAGGUCGACACUGAGCGGGAAGCUUUCUUCGACACGGUUGAGUUGGUUCAAAAGGUCCUAUGA
Molecule: messenger RNA, 444 nt
Organism: Colletotrichum orchidophilum
Lineage: Eukaryota; Fungi; Ascomycota; Sordariomycetes; Glomerellales; Glomerellaceae
Exons: 2
Coding region: 1-444 (147 amino acids)
Biological process (GO): proteasome assembly
Source: RefSeq, a predicted model, not a curated record